GGUCCAAUGAAAUCGAAUAGAAGGAGAUAAGACCCCGUAUAAAAUUCUACCAAUCCCGGGGACAUUAGGGAUUUGCAAAUAAGAGCGGACCAUGGAUCUCCGCAAUCAAGAGACCCCAAGAAGAUGUCUGAUAUUCCUACUUUUCAUGGGAAUGUUUGCUGCCGGAUGGGCUCAGACAAGGUUUAUAACGGCCUUCAUGGAAAAUUAUUAUGUAUCUGAAGAAACAACAUUCCAGCUGUACCUCGUCACCUACGAUAAACCAGCCACAGUCACCGUAACGGUGUCCCUACCGAAAUUCAACCAAACCCUGAACAUCGAGAGGGACAGUUAUCGCCUGGUGACCCUCGACUACACUUAUAUGAUCACAGAAAAGGAUGUGACUUCUAAGGCCGUUCUGGUCCAAUCAGACGCCGCUCUAUCUGUCUUCGGUUUUUACACGGCUGCCGGCAGCGGUGACGCCAUGACCUGCCUCCCCGUAGAAGACCUGGGCACAGAAUAUUACAUAUCAACCACGGCAUCAGGAUCGGCAAAACAAUUCGCUGUGGCCAACGGUCUGGAGGAUGUGGCUCUGGUCAAUGUAACCGUCUCUGGAUCGAUGGCGUAUAAAGGCGUGGAGUACACCAAAGGACAGUCUUUUUCUUUUAGUCUCAGAUACCAACAGUCCGUUCAGUUUCAAAGUUCUUCUGACCUAACCGGCACCAGGAUCUCAUCCACGGUUCCCGUAGCGGUUUUCAGUGGCCAAAAAUGCUUCAGGGGGAUAAACAACUUCUGUGAUACCCUGGUUGAGCAGUUGUAUCCCGUGUCUAGGUGGGGGCGCUUUUUUGUUUUGGCGCCGUUCUUGAACCACACCCAAGAUUCUAUCACCAUGGUAACAUCAAGUGCAGAAACCCAAGUAUUUGUUGACGGAGCGAUGGAACCCAAGGAGUACUUAAUUGAGGACGUGAGAAGCCCCGUUCGAAUUGGUUUGAAGGAAAUGUCUAUCAUUAAUGCUUCCAAACCUAUUAUGGUCAGCUAUGUCCUCCAAGAAUUCAAGCCCGGUGUAGUAACUACUUAUGACCCCUUUUUUGUUACCAUCCCGCAUUCUUCGGCAUCAAGAAGUUAUUAUAAAUUCGUAACACAAAAAAUAUACUUCAACUAUCUUAUGAUUGUGACUCCGGCAACGUCAGAAGAUGGGUUCUACCUGGAUCACCGCCCGCUGAGUCGGUAUAAUUUCACCGUACAAUAUUUCAGAGCUUACAGCGCAUUCCAAGUCUUUAUGGAUAAAAGUGAAGGUCAACAUGAAGUAUAUCAUGACUCAACGCCCUUUACGGUUUAUGUCUACGGUGUUGAAAGAGAUACUUCAUAUGGAUACUCUAUGGGCCAAGAAACGAUAUAUCCAGAUGCACCUUUGCCACCUUCGCCACCUUUGCCAACACCCACAGAAGGCAAUGAACCAGAAGGAACCCUGCGUUGUCUUUCUAAUGGUGCUGAAUAUCAACUUCCUCUCAGUAUGGUAGUUGACGCUCACCUAGGUGUGUCUGAUAUACACCUCGAAGACCCUCUGUGCCAGGCGGCGGCUGAUGAAGAUUUCGCUUUCAUUCGAAUACCAUUCAGUGGAUGCGGAUCCAAUGUUCUGAGUGAAGAUGGAAAAACCUUCUAUGAGAACACGGUCUAUGGGACGAUCCCGGGGACCAGCAUCCAUCGCAUUGAGAUCCCAGUGAAGUGCGAAAUGGAGAUGAAUGAGACCCUCGGGAUGAACCUUCACCCUAAAGUCACUGAUGUAGUCUCUCUAGGUCACUAUAACGUCUCUCUGCAACUCUAUCAGUCCGAAGACUUCGGCGACCUGAUCACAGCAUAUCCCUAUGAGGUGGACAUCCAUGGGCGCUUGUAUGUUGAGUUUAAAGUGGUGUCCGGUGACCAGAAUCUGCAGAUACUUGUCGAGAACUGUAAAGCUUCUCCAUCGCUAGAAGACAAUGAGCAAGUCUACCGUCUCAUCCAACAAGGGUGCCCCCAAGACUCCACUUUGCAGACCCACGCCGUUCCCGACCAGAGGCUGCAGCGCUUCAGCCUCCAUGUUUUUAAGUUUAACAGUUUUGGGGAGGUGUACCUGUCCUGUAAUGUCCUUGUCUGCCAUAACGGAACUUCUCCAAACCGCUGUACCCAAGGGUGCCACCAUCUAAGGCACAGACGUGACGCUCGUGGCUCUCCAGUACAUUUGGCCGCUGCCAGGUUGUCUCAGGGGCCCAUUGUGUUUAAAUCUGGUGAUCUCCAGACGUCACAUACAGUUCCCUCCUUUAUGCUCGUGGCUGUGAUCGCUAUGAUGGCCGUAUUGAGCGCGCUGGCCCUGGCGAUUCAGAAGCGUGUUUUAAAAAGUCGGGACUACUCUCUAUUGCAGGGCGCGGAAGACUGACACACUUAUGGGGUCCCGUCAUCCAUUGCAUGAGAUGUGACACAUUAAAUAUGUUUUUAUUCAUGGAA
This is a messenger RNA of Rana temporaria (common frog), 2457 nucleotides long. RefSeq lists its product as uncharacterized. The transcript has 6 exons. NCBI's taxonomy places the organism in Eukaryota, Metazoa, Chordata, Amphibia, Anura, Ranidae. The record is from RefSeq and is a predicted model, not a curated record. The coding region runs from base 92 to 2389 and encodes 765 amino acids.